Colletotrichum gloeosporioides is the source of this 893-nucleotide messenger RNA. Its product is annotated as Glucose 1-dehydrogenase B. NCBI's taxonomy places the organism in Eukaryota, Fungi, Ascomycota, Sordariomycetes, Glomerellales, Glomerellaceae. The transcript is spliced from 2 exons. The coding region runs from base 12 to 893 and encodes 293 amino acids. The record is from RefSeq and is a predicted model, not a curated record. Gene Ontology annotation, molecular function: oxidoreductase activity, acting on the CH-OH group of donors, NAD or NADP as acceptor.
AGAUUGAGACCAUGUCGGAAAUUUCAGUCAACCCUCCCUCACGUUCGUUCAAUGGGAAGGUCGCUAUAGUCACAGGUGCAGGUUGCGCGGGAGAUGGGAUCGGGAACGGUCGCGCAAUAUCCAUCUUACUCGCUGACGACGGUUGCAAUGUCAUUUGUGUGGAUCGGGACCUCUCUUGGGCAACCAAGACCUGCGAGAUUGCGAACUUAAAGCCCGGCAGAGGGAAGACAAUACCAAUACAGGGAGACGUCACAUCGUCAACAGACUGCCAAAAUGUUGUUCAGCAAGCAAUAUUCGAGUUUGGUCGACUUGACAUUCUCAUCAAUAAUGUGGGUGUUGCCGGUGCACCAGGUACUGCGGUCGAAGUUGAUAUGGAACAAUGGACCAAAAGUCUCGACGUCAAUGUCUCUAGUAUGGUUUUGAUGGCCAAAUACGCGAUUCCUGCCAUGCAGAAAAAUGAGGGUGAAAUCAAGGGGGCAAUCGUCAAUAUGGGCAGUGUCGCGGGAUUGAAGGGAGGGACGCCGCACUUGCUCUACCCGACGAGCAAGGGCGCUAUCGUCAAUAUGACACGAGCAAUGGCGGCGCAUCAUGCUGGAGAUGGUAUUCGUGUCAACUGCGUUUGCCCUGGCAUUCACAACAUCUUUGCUAAUAUUGGUCAGAUGUUAUAUACCCCCAUGAUGUAUGCUGGCGGAAUGAGUGAAGAGGCAAGAGCCGCAAGGAAACAGAGAAGCCUUUUAGGCACAGAAGGUAACGGAUGGGAUGCUGCAUGUGCGGUUGUCUUUCUCGCAAGCAAUCAUGCACGUUGGAUGACUGGUGUUAUUCUUCCAGUCGAUGCUGGAACUACCGCAGCUGUUGGCAUUGGAAUGGUAAAAGCUGCCAGCGUUAAUGGUUGA